GGGUGUGAGUAAAAGUGUCAAAAUUGUUUGCUUUUCAGUGUCUCUGCUCAUUUGAACGUCAAGCUCGAGUGUGAGUUGACGUUGUCAGUGUCGUGUAUCAGUGAGUUACUUGGACGUGGCUUGUUAUAUACCAACAUGUGCGGAAUCUUUGCCUACCUGAAUUACCUGACACCCAAGACCAGGAAGGAGAUUCUUGAACUUCUCGUGAAUGGGUUGAAGAGGUUGGAGUAUAGAGGAUAUGAUUCUGCUGGUGUUGCCCUCGACUCUCCUGAUGGCAAGGAUGUGGCCAUCGUCAAGAAGAGUGGCAAAGUCAAAGCUCUCGAAGAUGAGAUCAUGUCUCGUAGGGGGAAACUGGACUUUGAGGGCACCACAUCCUGCCAUGUUGGUAUCGCUCAUACCCGUUGGGCCACUCACGGAGUUCCGAGUGAGGUGAACUCGCACCCUCAGCGCUCGGAGUCCACCCACUCGUUUGUGGUUGUACACAACGGGAUCGUCACCAAUUACAAGGACGUCAAGUUAUUCCUGAUGAAGAAGGGGUACCAGUUUGAGUCUGAAACCGACACGGAAGUGAUUGCAAAGUUGGUACAUCACAUCUACACCCAACAUCCAGAGUAUUCCUUCAGAGAGCUGGUGGAGCAAGUCAUCCAGCAACUGGAAGGAGCAUUCGCAUUGUGUUUCAAGAGCAAACAUUUCCCCGGCGAGUGUGUGGCAACACGGCGCGGAAGUCCUCUCUUGGUUGGCAUCAAGACUAAGACUCGCCUCGCUACCGACCAUGUACCCAUUCUGUACAGUAAAGCAGAAGAAACUCCUCCACAGCCCCUUAUCACAGACGCUGAAGCACAUACCUUAUCAGAUCACAGACCCCACGGUCCUCAGGAUAUCCCUGCCAUGAUUCCUCGCUCAGAAUCCACCUCUGAGUUUCAACCUCUUGAGGACAAAGAGGUGGAGUACUUCUUCGCCUCAGAUGCCAGUGCGGUUAUCGAGCACACCAACAGAGUCAUCUUCCUUGAGGAUGAUGACGUUGCUGCUGUGAAGGAGGGCAAGCUGAGCAUCCAUAGGCUGAAGCGAUCUUUGGAUGACUCUCAUGCUCGGGAAAUUACUACUCUUAAAAUGGAAAUCCAACAGAUUAUGAAAGGAAACUACAGCUCUUUCAUGCAGAAGGAAAUAUUUGAGCAGCCAGAGUCUGUUAUCAAUACUAUGCGAGGUCGUGUCAAUUUUGAAACUAACACAGUUAUCCUGGGUGGCAUAAAGGAUUAUAUCCCGGAGAUCCGGCGGUGCCGGCGGCUGAUGCUCAUUGGGUGUGGGACCAGCUACCACAGUGCGGUGGCCACCAGACAACUCCUGGAGGAGCUGACUGAACUCCCUGUCAUGGUCGAGCUGGCCUCAGACUUCCUUGACCGGAACACACCCGUCUUCCGAGAUGACGUUUGCUUCUUCAUCUCUCAGUCAGGAGAGACAGCUGACUCGCUAAUGGCACUGAGGUACUGCAAGCAGCGGGGAGCUCUCAUCAUUGGCAUCACAAACACAGUCGGUUCUUCCAUCUGUCGAGAGAGUCACUGCGGUGUCCACAUCAACGCUGGCCCUGAGAUUGGAGUAGCCUCCACCAAGGCCUACACUUCGCAGUUCAUCUCCCUGGUCAUGUUUGCGUUAGUUAUGAGUGAGGACAGGAUUUCCAUGCAGCCAAGGCGUCACCAGAUUAUUCAAGGACUGAAACAACUUGAUGAGCAGAUUAGAGAAGUGUUAAAGAACGAUGAAAAGGUUCUGGACCUGGCCAAGGACUUGUACCAGCAGAAGUCACUCCUCAUCAUGGGCAGAGGAUACAACUUCGCCACGUGCAUGGAAGGUUCAUUGAAAGUGAAGGAGCUGACGUACAUGCACAGUGAGGGCAUUAUGGCCGGUGAACUCAAACAUGGUCCAUUGGCUCUCGUCGAUAAAGCUAUGCCUGUCAUCAUGAUUGUCACCAGAGAUCCUGUCUAUGUGAAAUCUAUGAACGCUCUUCAGCAAGUCACAGCCAGAGAAGGAAGGCCGAUUGUCAUCUGUGAGAACGGUGACGAUGAAACCAAGUCCUUUGCGUUCAAGAGUGUCGAAGUGCCACACACUGUGGACUGCCUACAGGGCAUCCUGACUGUGAUACCGAUGCAGCUCCUGUCCUACCACAUCGCAGUGCUGAGAGGCUGCAAUGUUGACUGCCCGAGAAACCUGGCCAAGUCCGUCACAGUUGAAUAGAUGCUGGCAUUUGUUUUUCAAUUUCCAAAUUUUUUAUGGCGCUCAAAUUUGCCAAUUUAAAAAAAAUUGCGGUCUGCAGUUUCUGUUUCUUUUACGGAUCUCUUUUUACUAGAAAUGUAGCUAUAUAUUUUUAGUAACAUUUUGUAACAUCAAAACUUAAAAUUAUAAAGUUUAAGACUGAUGCUCCAAGCAUGGUAAAACACAUACGAAAAAUGUUUUUAAAAAUUUUUUGUACCUCUAAGGUCGCAAUAUAAAAUAUAUUUGUAUUCUGGUACAAGUUCUAAAGUAAUAUUUAAUGCUACAAAAUAUGACAAAACCAAUUUAAUGUUGUUUUAGAGUGAAAUAAAUUUUAUUAAUGGUUUAAUUAUUGUUGUUAAGUAUGUUUAAACCUUUUUGUAUUGUUGUUAUAUUAUAAAUUAUGUAUUGUUUUAUCAUACCUAUUUCAGGUAUAUUGUUCUUGUUUAUUACUUCGAAUAUGUACUUUAACUGUUAUGGGCAUAACUCAUAAGACAUUACCAUUAAGAAAACCUAAUUCACCUACAAGCCUAGCCAAGUUAAAAUCUUUAAGAUUCAUAGUUUCAUUUUUAAGAGAAUAUGUAGUCUUUUCCUUAAAGACUAUGAUAAUUGUUACUGAAAGUAAUUAAAUUUAAAUAUGGAUGGUUCAUAACAUUUAUAGAAAGUGUUUAGAUUUUGAAAAUUAAAUUAUUGAAAUUAAUUUUUACAAUAUAAGUUUAUUCAUUAACUAUUUAAAGAAUAUAAUAGUUUUGUAUUAGUCCUAAUGAAUAAAUUCCUAAAAUAAUCCUAAAACAAGGUAGGACUUCUUUGUUAUUACAAAAAGUUCUGAAUUUGUUACGUAACCAAAUAAAUACAAAUAAUUUGUGGCUGUAAUCUUUCUUUACAAUAGGUAAACAACAAGUUAAUAUAUUUAUAAAAUUAUAUCUUAUGAAUAGUGGAAUACAAAAAUGUUGUACUUAUAACUGCAAGAAAUAUAUUUUUGAAUAAUUAAAACAGUUUUCUCUAGUCUACUUUUAAUGUUGGUAGAAAUGUCUCAAGCCAAAAUAAUGACUAUUUUCAUAAGCUGCAGUAUUAUGAGUGGGGAUAAGGAGAUUGUUUCAAUGUCUAAUGUUCUAAUAAUGCCAUAGAAUUGUUUUGAGGAGUUUGGCCAGAUUUUAACAUAAUAAAUCAUACUUAAUGUACGAGUAUAAAUUGAAGUAAAUAUCACAAUUUGAGUGUCAAUUUUAAUCACUCUCUAGUUUUAAGAGAGUAAAUAAAUUUCAUUAAUUCUCAUUUGAAUUUUAAAAAGUAUGUUUUUUUUAUCUGAGUGGCCCCAGAAAAUGAUUUUAUGAGUUUAAAUAAUAAAAUAUUAAACAUAAAUUUUAAAGUAUUGGCAUUAACAGAUCAUGGCCAGAAUCAAAUUUACAAAAGCUUGGUUCAUUGUUACGAUUAAGAAAUAUUAGAUCUCUAAUCACGUUUAGUAUCAGCAACGAUUUAUAUAUCUUAAUUUUAAAUUGUUGAAAUUCGGAAUGUCACUAUUAUAAUAAACAAUUACUGAUUGCUGUUUAGACAAUAUUUUUUUAAGUAUGCAAUAACUCUUUUACUUUUAUUGAAAGCCAGACUAUUUGCAUCAAACAAUGCUUGUAAAUUAAUUAAGUCAGAUUGAAGAAACUUUAAUAGACCUAAUUCGUUUUAACAGCUACAGUAAUAAUGGAAGUGUAAUCAGCAAAUUUAAAAUUUAUAUUUGCAAUUGUUAUCCACCGGUAAUGUUACAGCGUCUUAGUGAUUUUCUUAAUUUAAAGAUCAUUUUUGGUACUGCAAAGCAAUUAGUCUAGGUCUCAUGUAUUAAGUAUAAUUAAGUUAGAAAUAGAAGCCCAAUUGGUAGUUUUUUAAUUUUAUAACCAAAGCCCAAAAUGUAUUUUUAUGCCCGAAGAAGAAAUAAGAAAUCUUUACAACUAAUUAUGAAAUUUAAUUGCAGGUUAUUGGAAGUUUAUAAUUCACAUGUAUAAUAUUUAAACUGUAGUCUGUGUUUAGAUAUGUUAAGACAUGUUGCUAGACUAUUUGGCUGAGAAAAUUAUAUCUGUAGUGUUUUUUUAAAUAGAUAAAAGUCUUUAAUGCAUUUGAGGAGCCAAGUUUAGCUAGUUCUAAAUAUCCCUACAGGCCGUAAGCUGAAUAAAGAAACAGGCAGGUAGAUGCAUAGAAGUAUGAAGCUGCUAUUCACAUUUACAAAGAAGAUUAUUCUCUUCCACUGUCACCGUUAUUCAUUGUAGCUGAUUCUUCAGCCUGCAUCAAUCAUUAUAUAAAACGUUUACUUUCACGAUCUCAAACUGUAGAACAGUGCUUACAAACCACAUGGACAUAAAAAAGACAAUCACUAUGUCAUAUACAAGGAAACAAAGCUGUGCAUGGUUGGCUGUAGGAAUAUUAAUUUUCAGCUGAUUUAUGUAGGACAUUUUACCACCUUUUUUACAUCUCCUUUCACUUGCAUAUUUAGUUUCUUCAUUCACCUUACGGCUAGUACCACUAUAUCUCAAUAUUAAGUUAAAAUUGGAGAGAUGGCGUACCGUUCCUUAUCCAAAAUUGUUGGUACAUGAGAACUUUGUAAUUUUUGUUUAUAUAAAUACUGUUGUUUGAUGAAUAACCCAUGGUAGACAGUAUAAUCCAACUAUAUAAAAAAAUAAAAAGUAAACAAGUAGUUAUACAACGAAAAAGAAUCCAUUUCAGUGACAUUACAAAUCUAAAUUUUAAAAUUGAUUAGUUGAGGGAUCCGUGGUGCAAUAUUACAAUUAGUGUUCUUUAAAUAUUAGUAUAUUAUAUUACUAAGAACAACUUAGACAGUUUUUGUUUUAACCUUAAAUUAUAAUUUUUUUUACUGUACAUUUUAGUAAAUAGUUGUAAUUUUUCAUUCAUACAGUUUAAAUAUUUAAUUUUAUAUUUGAGAUAUGAUGCAAAAUCUCUAUUUCUGCCAUUUAAAAACAGUGCAGUGAUAGAAUUAAAAUCGAGUGCUUCCAUUUGGUUUUAACUGGAAAUUGGUAAUCGAUGAGCUUGAUUUUAGAUUUACACUGCCAUUUUUUGCUUUUAAUUUUAUAUAGCAGUUCCUAUUUUUGUCCUGCCAUUAUUUUAAUAUUUCACCUUAACAACAGUCUUCUUACUCUUGUACAUUCCAGUAGUAAUAUUUCCUCAAAUGUCUUCACGAUGAAUGUGUUUAGGGACCAAGUGCAGAAAGAUUUUAUUCCUUGCUCUCAGAUAGAUGUAAUAAUGUAUUGUUUGUCUAUGGAAACUCAAGUGGUAGAAACUCUGUGGUCAGGUAUGCCAGGUUUGCAAACACUUUUUUACUGCUUGUUCUUUGUUACUUUUGCCCAGUAUUCUUCUUUAAUGUGGUCCUAGAAGUAUUAAAUGGGUUUUAAUACA
Homalodisca vitripennis (glassy-winged sharpshooter) is the source of this 5631-nucleotide messenger RNA. RefSeq names its product glutamine--fructose-6-phosphate aminotransferase [isomerizing] 2-like. Gene Ontology annotation, biological process: protein N-linked glycosylation; carbohydrate derivative biosynthetic process; UDP-N-acetylglucosamine metabolic process. Bases 136 to 2226 code for a protein of 696 amino acids. Gene Ontology annotation, molecular function: carbohydrate derivative binding; L-glutamine:D-fructose-6-phosphate transaminase (isomerizing) activity. The record is from RefSeq and is a predicted model, not a curated record. Lineage: Eukaryota; Metazoa; Arthropoda; Insecta; Hemiptera; Cicadellidae. The transcript is spliced from 17 exons.